This is a messenger RNA of Lycium ferocissimum, 880 nucleotides long. RefSeq lists its product as uncharacterized. The record is from RefSeq and is a predicted model, not a curated record. The coding region runs from base 93 to 785 and encodes 230 amino acids. Lineage: Eukaryota; Viridiplantae; Streptophyta; Magnoliopsida; Solanales; Solanaceae. The transcript has 2 exons.
GUCUACAUAGGCACACACCCUUUUUUCCUUUUUAUCUCCAUUUUUGUCUUUUUUUCUAGCUCACAUUUUUUGGGAUUCCUUCUUUGGUUGUGAUGAUGGUGAAGAAGCUAUGCUGCUUUCAGUAUUUUGUUCUUUGUGGUCUUCUUCUAGCUGUUCUUGUUUCCUCCAAGCACCAUGGAAAUUCUGCAAAUGACCUUGUUGAUAUUAUCAACAAGAACAGAACUGCUCAAAAGCUUCCUCAACUUAGUAAUAGUCCUGGACUUGGGUGCAUAGCCUUGCAAUAUGCAAAGGAAUGCAUGGGAAAUUGCAGUUCCAACAACAGUAUAAACUGUCACCCUUCUGAAGAUGACUUCACUGAAGUUUUUGCUCCAAACUGUGGUGUCGAGCUGCCCACUUUUGGAACCAUAUCUGGCUACAUUCUUGGUUGUCAACCAAAGUAUCUCGAGCCACUGGAAGCCUUCCCAAAUGUACUUGUUCAUGACAAAAGGACUCUUUCUCUUUUGAGAAAUAAAACUCAUACUGAAGUUGGAGUUGGGAUUAUCAAAGCUCACAAGCACAAAGGACCUUACUUAUGGUGCGUUUUGUUUAGUAGUAGCCAGAGAAACACCACAUUCGUACUUGACGAUCUAGGAGAAGGGAUUAAGCAGAAGAAAGGGUGUUAUAGUGGAACCAGCUUCCCUUGCAGCAGAGCACAUAGAGACAUAGGUCCUUUAUCGAACAAAAUUUGGAUUCUGGUUUUGCUCUGUGUUAUCUACUUUCAACAAUUCCUUUUCAAACUUUUCUGACAAUACAUUGUAUCUACUCAGCUAAAAUUUUGUCAUGCAUUCUGCUGAAUCCACCUUGGAAACCCAUCAAUGAUGCUCAGUGGAAUUUGCUUUUA